CACACUCCGUUCGUUCUGGCGUCGCGACGGAGGAAGGACGGACGUGGCGUGCCGUGCUGUGCCGAACGAGGACCAGCGCAGCACAGAGCAGCUGGAACGUCAGAGUGCCCUCCGACUUCGUCGCGUACACAUCCCUCCCUGCGGAGAUCGCCGGCUACCUAUCGGCGACGUGUUGCGAGUCGCGAUCGCGUACGCAUACGCGGAGCAGGAAGCGCGCGGCACGGUGAUCCAUACGCCUCUUCCAUUUAUCCGUCUAUCGCACGCCGGUGGAUAACGCUUGUGAUACUGUCCGAGAAAGCCCGCUCGCUUUCGCAGUCGCGAGAAGGGGGGCGAAACGGAAAUUGAAAACGACGGCGCAGCAAUCCGACCGGCGGAUCGGGAGAGGGAGAGAAACUGAAGUUCAUUCCGCGCGGAAUUGCGGAGCUCGCCUUCAGGUUUCUCUCGAUUGCAUCGCCACGGUAUUUCUGUCCGUAUCUCGAGAAUUAUCUCCGAGGAACCGUCGACGGUAACGUCCGGUUUGAUUAUUGGGGAUUUUACUGCGCGGGUGGAUACCCUCUGGAAAAAUCGAGGCCCUUUUUUUUCUCUCCAGGAUAUCCGCGGAGGAAGCUCCGCGCGAUCGUUCGCAGGAUUCCGGAGCUGCUCGCUGCGUGUCACGUCGCUCGAUACGAUCGUUCAAUAGGAGUCUCCGGUCAAGUGGCACAAAAUACUUAGCGGUUUUCUCCCGAAUAAAAAGCGGAUGAUUCACGUACCGAGAACCAGUCGUCGACUUAGGAUGGACAUCUGGAAGAAGCGGCGUUCGUAAAAGUUGUCAGUGUUGAUGGUGCGCGUUUCUUCACGGUACUUGACGGUGCUGCGAUUUUCUCGCCGCAAACCGCGGGCGAAUUCGACGAAAACCCAAGUGCUUGGACGCGCGGUGGGAGCUCGGGAGAGAUCGAGCACGAAGAAGAGAAUGCGCUGAAGGAGCCUUGAUUACUGCGGGUCAAAAGCGGGGCGGCCUGUAGGCGCGCUGGACAUUAAGUUCAAUCGCUUCGGCAUCGAGCACGGGACGGGCAGAUAGUGCAAUAGUGAUAAGGCGCGGGCGAGUGAGCGAGCGAGACGGAGAGAGAGUUGGAUAGAAGUCGCGUGACCUGGUCAACUUGGUGAAUACGAGUGCGAUAUCGCUAUGCUGCGACGGAGAGGCGCUUUGCCGUUUCAGUAGAAAGAAACCUUAAGCGUAACGUGUCUCGCGAGGGGAGAAGAGAAUAUAUACUCGAGUCACUUUCAAGUAUCGCUCGAGGGGGCGAUGCUCGCGGCGAAAAAUGCCAAAGUGAAGAGCGGAAAUCUCUUUUGAAGCGUAUUACGGGGCCGACGAUAACGCCGACGGAAUUAAACAGAUGUAACUGAAGCACUCGCGUGGAAGAGCAACGUGUAUACGGGCGCGCGUAGGUAGGAGACGGGCCCCGAGCGGCGCGGAAAGAGAAAGAAGAAAUCGAGAGAUCUGACGUCCGCGCGGUGCGGAAGCGGCUCUAUUAAUUGCCCGUCGCAAGUGGGCUUUGUAAGGCUCGCGCUUAAUUAGUUCGGGGUUCUAACGUGAACGAUGAAGUGGUGCGUGUUGGUGUUGGUGCUCGCCGGUCUGACUAGGGCCGAUAAUGCCGUCGAUACCGUCUUCAAUUGUCCGGAACUCAAUGCUCAAGAUGAGAUAGACCUCGACAAGAUAAUGGGUAAAUGGUACGUCGUGGAAGUUCUGGAACACAAGAUGGACCAUACAAAGCCAGCGGGCGGCUCCUAUGUCGUAGAGUCUUGUCCGAUCGUCAAGUUGAGACCGCUAGAUCACGCUGCGUUGAGACUAUUGUGGACUGAGGAGUCUGGAAGCGUAGAAUACACCUUCCGGAUACCAGAUAUCUCCAGGAGAAAGGGCUUAUGGCGUGCCAUGACCUCGCAGAACGGUACCUUAGCGGAGAGGCAUUCGUACCAGCAGUUCGCCGGCAACGUGCACGUAAUGAAGGCCGUCGCCUCGGACAUGGUGUUGACUUUCUGCUCCCGGAGUCCCAACAGUCAGCUCUACUCCCUCCUGUUGUCACGCGAGCACACUUUGCAGAAGAGCGACAAACGAGGCGUUCACAAUCUCCUGUCGCGCCGCGGCCUCAAGAUCAUCAGCAUCCGCGAGACCUGCGUCAACGGCGGCACCGGAUCCAGGCGGGGCGCGCUCGAUCUCGUCGGCUGGGCGACCCUCGUCGGCCUCCUCUCGUCGAGCAUCCUCUUCAGGUCCUGGCAGUAGUGAAAUUAAACGGACGAUCGAUCGAACUCGAGACGCCCAGAUCGCCAGAUCGCGCCCCGACUGUGUCUCUCCGUCUCAGACUAAUUAACGCGAUUGUGCUAACACUUUGGAUGCUGCCGUGCGAGUAAUCUUAGGAGCAUUACGCCGGGUUACGGAAAUCCGUCGACUGUGUACUCGACGUACACGUGUUACGUUAGUUGCGUAUCUAUAAAAUGCCCGCGCGCCGAAUUAAAUAAUUUUAGCAUCGCGAACUUUCUCCGCGAUAUAUAAUUUAAGCUCUCACGGAACAAUUUUUAAUUACGGAAUCGAUCUCCUUUUUCUAAAUUUAUACUACGACUUACUACAUUAUUACGAUCUGUUUUUACUAACUUUAACGGAUAGUACUAGAUAAAAACAAAAGGAGUAUGUUCUACGCGGUUACAAAAUAAAAUAUGAUCGUUACACACGUCAAUAUUUAAAGCGCAUAUUCAGGUGAGUCGUUUAAAACAUUUUUAACUAAAAUUAAAUUUCACGCAAGGCAAUUAAUAAGCUCCAUUUAUCGUGUCACUCUUUCUCAUGCGCAACACUCGGUGUGCAUCAAUCGAUGCGCGAGCUAAUGUCAAGCGAAACGAGGGAGUCGCAAGGGGUUAAAAUUCCACCGGCGACCGGACGCUCGAUCAUUGACAUCGAAGGUAUCUUUCGCAAUUAACUUAACGUCAUCAUCGUGGACACUCGAUCAGCAUCGCGAAGACAAAACUGCGAUUUGGAUCCGCGUUCCCGGUUCCAGGUAAUCGCACGGAGAGAAUCACGUCGGCGGGAUUUGCGAUUCGAUGGCUCCGACGACUUUUAAGGGGGAUCGGGAUCGCGAGGGGCGCAGCGAGAUCGAGCGUAGGAAGAGCAUCGAUAUCAUCUGCGAUUCCCACGCGAGAGAGCUUCUUCUGUUCUAUCCCCUUAUAGAUCCCCCGGAUCCGUCGGCCACUCGAAUAUUUUUCAGCGACGUCCGCCGUCGUUUGUUCCUUCGCUGAGAAUGAAUUACCCAUUAGGCAAUUUUUCUUCCCCUCGCGCCCUCUUUGCCCCCGUGGUCCUUCGUGGACAUCUCGCUCUUCGCCAUUCCGCACGGUUUUUAAUCAAAGGCCCUUUGUGGCGAGAGCAAAAAGUUUGUCGCGGACAAAGCGCGUGUACCGCGGGGUUCAUUUUUUUCCCCGUGGUGUUUUCUUCAGUUACAUGCCAACGCGUCCUCUCUUGCAACAAAUUCGCUAAACGAGGUGAUUUUGCAUCGGCUUUUAUUGGAAAAAGUCUGCUUCGAUACUUGGACUUAAUGCAUUUGCAGCUGUAUUAGAUAAAAAAUUAUUUCCAAGCUAAUUAUUUUCCUCUUCGUACGUGAUGACCACGUUUUUUUUUGCGGCGCGGAUCUAAGUUUCUACGAACAGAUUCAUCGCGAGAGCCGGGAGAAAGAAGGAGCACUCCCGAAGUUUCAGCAAAAGUUGUUAAGAUCACUUUGCGUCCGUUGCGAAAAUACGUGGCCCCCUCUCCCCUCCCUUUAAUGGCGCAAAUCCCAACGAAAUCCGUAAUAGAGAAAAAGAGGGAGAGAGAGAGAGUAAGAAUGACGGAACAUCAGAAUCUCUCGCGCGAGAACCGCGUUGGGGAUUUUCCGUAAAUACUUUUCCGAUAGCUGAGGGACGCGUACUCGUUUGGCGCACCUCUUGGCAUCCCUUUGACCACGCUGGGGGAUGUUCGAAGCGUUCUCUUUCCAUCUCUCUCUGUUCCCCUUUCUCCGAUACCAGUCCGUCAGAAAAGUUCCCUCGAAUUGCCUUAUCGCGGUGAACAUCUCGAUGCCCGACUCGCGUCCCGCCGAUAAGAGCGCGGGAUUACGGGGAGGGGCGGAGGGGGAUGAGAAAUGGGACUACGGGGCCAAGAGGUGUCUUGUGUGUCUCCGUCAAAUAUACGAAGAGACGGAGGGAAGGAGAGGGAGCGAGAGGGAGAAUGAGGUAUGCUCUCGACGAUUUCGAGUUCCACUGAUGCAGCAACCUCAUGUAGAUUGCAGAACUGUCUGAACGGCGAUAAUGCAGUUCCGCGGGAAGAAGUUCCCCCCCCGAGAUUCGCUCUCGUCUCUUCCGGGGAUUUCCGUAUACGGUGUACUCUUAGGAACGAGGCUGACGUUGACCGUGGUGAGUGGUCACCGUGACCCAGUCCCAGCUAACGUCUUCACAAGUAUAGCGACGAGACGCCCGCGGCUUACGGUCAAAGCUGCUUUGUGCGAAGCGUCGAGCGACAGCUGAUCUACCGCUUCAAGUUUUAUUAAUCUUUCCUUUCGUGAGAAUAUUUUCAUCUUUCUUUAUCGUGCGAGGCAAAAAGUUAUAGGCGCGCUUCAAAAGAUUUUCUACAUUCGCCUCUCCAUUAUUGACGAUCCCGAUAACGCAGUGGAUUUUUCUUUCACAGAGUCGGGUAAGUACUGUAUAAAAAAGCUCGUGAAGCCUUUUCCAAGACACCCUAUAUUACCUGGUUCGGGUCACGUACAGCUCGCGAGUGUCGCGACGUCGUCGCGACGACGGGGCGUCGUUCUGUUUCGUUCUGCCGCCGUCGUAACGAAAUCACCGAAAUCUCCGUAUUCGCGCUUGGAAUUUUCAAACGACUACGCAAAUAGAUAACUCCCCCCCCAUUUUUCACGACACCGUCGGCAAUUACUGAUUUAUCAGCCUGAUUCGCCGAAAGAGGAACAAAUCCGCACAAAUCGAGUCUUUUUGCACGAUUAUCGAAUAUCCUAUUCGCGAAAAAAGUAAAAAAAAUAUAUAAAGACCAUCAAUAGCUUUGAUCGUCGAAUUUUUAUACAUCUCUCAAUGUUUCUAAUGUUUAAUGCGAAGGGAGAGGUAGACCGUUUCGGAAUUUCUACACGCGCGCUAUCGAAAAAUCGAUGUCUUCUACGGAUAUCUUUUGAGACCGGUCCAACGUUGCGCGUAUUUACGAUAAGUAAUUGUAAUUUUGGCUAAAGUUCCGAAAAGAGAUUUUUGCCCGAAUUACCGUCAAGUUCGGCUCCGAUGUCUCUCUCGGAAAAAUAAGCAGCGGAAUCUUUUAUCACGAUUUGUUCGUCUCCGCGAGGCUAAAUUUAACUUGCACUUUUGUUAAAUGAAAUUAAUUUCAACCGGCAAGUGGAUGAAUAUCUCUUAUUCUUCGUUACACUAGGCUUUAAAAUAAUUUGAGGUAAAUACGCUUUUCGGAACUUUGCUCGUAAUUUUAAGCGAAAGAUCUAAGUGUUCAACUUAAAUGAAUCAAUACGACUGCAAGCCGCAUAAGUAACACACCAUCUUUUUCAGAAAAUAACUAGUCGCCGUCAGAAUUUUAUUCCAUAAAGUAAUGGAUGCUAAGUCCGAUUAUUUAAAUUGACAUUUCCUUCCUGCAGUUUUAUUAAACUUUACACGAAUAAAAUACCGUCCGCGGUUUCUCGAAAAAGAUAUACAAUAAUUUAUGCGGUUUCCAAUCGCAUCGAUAUAAAUUAUUUCAUCGUACAUGGAUGAUACGUGUCUCCGAAAAAUAACCAAACGAAUCGAAUCGUCGUUCUUUCGCACGAACUCGAGACACGAUAGACAGAAUGUCGUACAUGUUACCGGAUGUUAGCCGAAUGUAAAAUGACAAUAGGUGUCAGCGGUCAAGCUGAUUCUGCGAGGAUGGAUAGGUGUAGCGAAUUGUCGAAUGUUUAAAGUCUAAACUAUCGAACCAAAUAUCGCGCGAGGGAGGAUAUCGAUGUACCGUGACAAUUUCACGUUCAAUCUGCAAUUCUCGAAUGUUUUUCUCUACAGUCAUCUACGAUUAAGAGCGUCAGUUAUCUGAUAAGCUGCGAACGUAAUUGAAAUACGUAAUUCUCUUAGCGUUUCCAUUGCGUACGACACAAAUUUCAUCGUUAACAUUUAAGUCUCAUUUUAUUUUCUCCAUUUAUUAAAUUGAUGUGCAAUCGUAGAGCUAUAUGAAUUAUGUGUGUAAGGAAAAUAAUAGUUUAAUCCAACUACGCGACUAAUAACUCAAGCGGCGACAAUUAUUUCGCUUUAAAAUAUAAAGUGCUACUCGAAAUACAGCAAUUCUAAUUAUUAUUUUGUUAAUUGUUUUGUAUGUAACUCUAUAAAGCAAAUUUAUUACUCAUUAUCGGGAUGCCGUUAUUACUAGAAAGUCUAUUAUAAAAUAAUGUAGUUGUUAAAAUAAUCAUAUUUAUAUAAAUAUAUAGGUAUAUAAAAUGCCAUAAAGAUCCGAUAUGAAUUAUCGAUCGAUUAAUAUCAAGAUGCGAAGUGUGAUUGUGAUCAAUGACGAAUUAAAUCAAUUACAUUGAAACAUUAUAUAUAUAAAGAGAGAAAGAGAGAGAGAGAGAGAGCAACGAUUACGCGAAUGUAAAACGAUUACGCAUCCCUAAAAAGUCCGAUGCGCUUGAUAAGCCUCAUUUAGAUGUUUGCAAAAUUGUAAAAAAUACACCCGAGAAAGUAAUUGAAUAUUGAUUAAACAAAAAAGUACUAAUCUUGGUCGUUUGUAUGCGAGUUUGUGUUCUUUAUCUAGAACAAUGUCGGACAACUCGCGGAUGUGUUAACGUGACGAAAAUAAGAGCGUAAAAUAAUCAUCCGCAUCGACGUAUACGGACAUUUCAAAAGAGCUACGGGCGUGUGAGGGGAUUAUCAAUAAUUAAGGCCGACGCCGCGCUGAUUGCUGUAAAUUAAUAUCGAUUGUGCAAUAGCGCGGCGCCGUGCUGUAAGUGUUGGAGGGGCGAGUAAACAAUUAAAGCUCACGAUGGGACGCGAUUAAGGCCUGGCGGAGCUCGAUAGCUCGGGGAAGGAAGGCCGGCUUAUCGAUCCCCGUGCCCCCCCGAGAGCGGCCCCGAGAGUUACCGUUGUUUCCGUAACGAAACGUCGCACCGUUAUGCAGAAUUUACGAGGCCGCGGGCGUUAACCACGCGAGAACCGUGCCAUCAAUUUUUAUCACCCUCACUUCCGAAUUAAGCUUAAACACGAUAUUUCUUUUCGAGCAUACGGCGGAUUUAUCGGACGAUUACACGGGAAUCCCGUAACUCGCGUUACGACCCGGCUGCGUAUUUCUCACAUCCGAUCCGCGUGCGCGAGGCUGUUAUUACUUUUUUUUUAAUAUCUCGUCAUUUAUUGAAAAAUUAUUACCGACGCCUCGGCUCCGGAUUGUUAUAUGUCUCUCGAGAGAUCCCGAGUCUCGAGACCGGACGACGGUUCAACGCAUGCGUGUUUUCGCCGAUUCUCCGGAAUUGGCUCAAUCACGUUCGGUCAAAUUUUCCCAAAUUUAGCAUCGAUUUUUGGACAAGUCUAAUUGGGAUUAUUAAUUCAUCUACUUGUCGUCGGGAUAUUCAAAGGAUUAGGCUGGUAUUACAUUUGUCGUACGACAAAUGUUUCAAGCGUGUCGAUUGGCCGCAGGAUAGAAAAAUUUCCGAGCGUCUAGAAAUCUUCUAUCUUGUGGCCAAUCGACACACUUAAAAAAAUUUGUCGUACGUCAAAUGUGAUAGUGCCCUUAAUGAGUUGUACGACGGGCAUUUAAUUUUCAUUCUCGCGGAUGUCUUUUUUUAUUAAGAUUUUCAAUUUCUUUGACAAUUUGUCGUCUUGAAUGAUGUCGAAAGUAAAUUCGAGACCUUCGUCACGUACAGAAAACAAUUGAAAAGGCUCGUUAGUCCAUCAUUCCAUAAUUACCAAUUAAUUGAUAUAUUAAUGCGAAAGAAACGUGACGAGAUAAUAAACAUAUACGAAAUCGCGGCAUCUAUUGCGAAGAAAAGUAGUCAGUAAUAUAUCUCGACUCGGAGUUGAGAUAUUCGUGAUAUCGAUCGUAAAAACUGCCCACAAUCAUCGGUAAUUCGCGUUCUCGCGAUAAUCUUAAGUGUAAUGAGGGAUAUAUUAGAGAGCUCGUUAUUGAAUUAUUGUAUACUCGACGCAAUGGUCGCGCGGGAACGCGCGAUGUUAUGUUUAAAAUGCUCUAGAGUCUUUAUUUAUUGUACAAAACGCUGGAUAUUAUAGAUAAAUAUAUAUAUAUACAUAUAAGUAUACGUGUAAGUUACAUAUACGAUCUAUAGUACCUAAUACGAUGUAUUCGUAUGCUUAUUAUGUGUAUAAAUAUGGAACAAUAAAAACCUACUUCGACGUUUCA
Messenger RNA from Vollenhovia emeryi, 8368 nucleotides. RefSeq lists its product as uncharacterized. The transcript has 3 exons. The record is from RefSeq and is a predicted model, not a curated record. Bases 1577 to 2257 code for a protein of 226 amino acids. Lineage: Eukaryota; Metazoa; Arthropoda; Insecta; Hymenoptera; Formicidae.